AUGCAGCAUAGUGGAAUCAACAUGGCCGCCUUGUCUACUUCGAUUUAGCUUCCGCGUACACGUUUGACGUUUUAUAUAUUCUUCAAUAUCCCCGGCCUAUUUUCGACAUGACACUUUAGGUAUGGGGAAAGAACACGAUCUCCUGGAAGCUGCCCGAAAAGGAAACUUAGCUGUCGUUGAGAAGAUUUUGACACCGAAGAAGUCUGGACUUUUAGAGAGCCUUAGAAGAACCAAUCCAAAUUGUCAGGAUAGUUCUGGAUAUACCCCCCUGCAUCAUGCAGUGCUCAACGGUCAUAAAGAAGUUGCUGAGUAUCUAGUGAAGUAUGAGGCCAAUCCAAAUGUUGCUGAUUCUAAAGGAAGUUAUCCCUUGCACCUUGCAUCAUGGACAGGCAAUGCAGACAUUGUGAAAAUCCUAUUAUCUACUCAAAAUAUUAAAGUAAAUGAACAGAAUUCUGAUGGCGAUACGGCGUUGCAUUUCUCUGCUCAGUAUGGUCAUACUGAAGUUGUGGAACAACUCUUACAGAAACAAGGGAGACCAGCUAACAGAAACAAGUCUAACCACUCUCCGUUAGAUUUAGCGGCUCUCUAUGGAAGAGUCAAGACUGUACAACUCUUUAUAAAGGAGUAUCCGGCAUUGUUAGAGGACACUGUACCAGCACACACACCUCUCCAUUUGGCAUCAAAAAAUGGACACUAUCACGUAGUCAAACUAUUGAUAGAUGCCGGCAUCAACGUCAAUAUCAAGAGUGAAAAGGGCACUGCAUUACACGAGGCUGCACUGUUUGGUAAGCUGGAAGUGGUGAGAUUAUUAAUGAGCUAUGGUAUAGACACAACCUGUCGUAAUAAUGACCAACAAACCGCACUGGAUAUCGUUGAAGCACACAGCAUGGCUUCUCACACCUCACAGGAAAUUGCUGCUCUAAUUAAAGGUGAGAAAGAGCCAUUCCCUGAGCAGGACGAAGCAGAUGCAAUACAUGGAGCUCAAGAAAUGGAUCGUAGUGAGCUGGUUAAAACUCCAUACGACAAUCUCCCAAGCCCCGACUACCAGUCCAUUCAUGGUGGCUCUGAUGAUGAAAGCCCAAGUUCGAAAUUGGGUUAUCGUAAUCUUCCUCCAAUGAGAACGCCGCCACAGAAACCCGCCAGGCAUUCCACCGCCUUGAACGCUAAGCUAUUUACUGAUGUGCCUGAUAGAACUAGAACCGCAUCGAUGCCGGCCUCAGCGAGGAACAUUAAGACAAAUUCUGAACGUCGUAUUGAUAAAAACAAAACAAACGGUUCUCCGGGAACACAGCCAAACUCUGCACUUGUCAAAUUGGAAAUUGUGGAACCCCUGUAUGACGAGAUUCCUUCGCCUAACAAGCAGAAAGAAAGUGUUAAUAGGAAGAAUGAUUCUGUUUUGGUGUUUACUGAAGUGCCUCCCUCGUCCAAGUCUUCAGGGGUUAAGUAUGGUGCUACUGAGAAACCUCAGGAGAGGAUACUGUCUGAAGAAAUUACUUAUGAUGAAGAAGUAGCUGGUACUUAUGCUAAUCUCAAAAAAUUUCGAGAAGAAGCAGAAGCUGCUAAGUCAAAUAACAGUGUAGACCAAGGAGACUAUGUCAGACCUAGCAAGUUGCAGGAAAAAGAUCUCUUUUUAAAACAAGGGUUAUUAUAUCUGCAUUUAAGUUCUGCUCAAUGUUUUUUUUUUAUUUGA
Saccoglossus kowalevskii is the source of this 1690-nucleotide messenger RNA. RefSeq lists its product as uncharacterized. Gene Ontology annotation, molecular function: protein binding. Gene Ontology annotation, cellular component: cytosol. The record is from RefSeq and is a predicted model, not a curated record. Lineage: Eukaryota; Metazoa; Hemichordata; Enteropneusta; Harrimaniidae.